Paramormyrops kingsleyae is the source of this 1750-nucleotide messenger RNA. It is a transcript of the gene otud6b, whose product is annotated as OTU deubiquitinase 6B. NCBI's taxonomy places the organism in Eukaryota, Metazoa, Chordata, Actinopteri, Osteoglossiformes, Mormyridae. Gene Ontology annotation, molecular function: cysteine-type deubiquitinase activity. The record is from RefSeq and is a predicted model, not a curated record. Gene Ontology annotation, biological process: protein deubiquitination.
AGCACCGGAAGCGCCCAGGAGGCGAAAACGUAGUGCUGCGCCUGGCCUGUUGAUCGCCAGUCAGCAUGUUAGUCAUCUGGUUCAUGUAAUUUACAGAAACGGAUUUGGGGAAAUUACAGAAAGCAUGGCGGACCCAGAGACAGCGGAGGAUCUGUUAUUUAAACAGCAGCGAAAAGAGAAGAAAGAUCUGCAGGCCAAAAUUCAGAGUAUGAAAAAUGCUGUACCUAAAAAUGACAAAAAAAGGAGAAAACAGCUGGCUGAGGACAUUGCAAAGCUAGAAGCUGAACUCAGUGAGAAACAUGAAGAGGAACUGAAGCAACUGAACAGUUCUGUACUUGGAGACAAGGCUGAUGAUCUUGCCGAUGGAGUGCAGAGCCUGGAUCUGGAUGCCGAUGACCCACAACCGUGCAAACAGCGUCCUUCCAAGGCCCAGAAGAGGCGGGAUAAGAAGGCCGCCCUGGAGAAGGAGAGGGAGAACAGGAUCGCGGAGGCCGAGGUGGAGAACCUGCAGGGCUCUCGGCACCUGGAAAACCAGAAGCUGUCGCAGAUACUGGGAGGGAAGCAGCUGCAGAUCAGAGAGAUCAUGUCGGACGGGCACUGCCUUUACCGGGCCGUGGAGGACCAGCUGCUGAGGCGAGGCUGCACCCUGGGCUUGGCGGAGCUCCGCAGCCAGACCGCCCAGCACAUGAGGUCCCACGCUGAGGAAUUCCUCCCCUUUCUUACCAAUCCCACCUCAGGCGACAUGUUCACGCCCGAGGAAUUUGAGAAAUACUGCAGUGAGGUCGCGGACACGGCGGCUUGGGGUGGACAACUGGAGCUACGAGCUCUGACUCAAGUCCUCAAGAUCCCCAUCGAGGUCAUUCAAGCAGAGUCUCCCACCAUUGUGAUAGGCGAAGAGUACCGUGAACUACCAAUCACUCUGGUCUACAUGCGGCACGCCUAUGGUCUUGGGGAACACUACAAUUCCGUGGAGCCGCUGAAGGAAGAAGAGACCUGAGAUUCUUCUUCUUCUUCUCCUGCAUCAUUGUGUGAUUUUCAUAGACCAGUGCUUCUGGAGUUAGAAUUAGAGCAAACCUGCUCCUGUUUAAGUGACAGCUCUGGUGCUCUUUAUCCAGUGGCCUGAAACUGUUACUUUUUGGAAUCUGAAGAAGUGCAGGAUUUGUUCCCCCCUGGUGGCCAAUUUUGCAGAUGUACCUGAAGAGUUGUGUCUCGGUAAUGCUAGGUUGUGUUUCUGAGAACAUAUGCCAAAUUAUGUAUCUCAUGAGAUGGGAAUUAAAGUAACAGCAUACUGGUGUAUCUCAGUUGUGCUUUAAAAACUUGUUAACUCAUAUGGAUAGAUUGAGAAUGAAGCAAUUUAAUGCAGUCUUUUUUAUUAGGUUAUUAUAAUCAUUCUGUUCCCCCAGGGAUACAAUUAAGUACAUCAGGCAAGGUAUUUAAUAAUCCAUUUUUGCAAGCUUCCUGUUUGAUUUUAUAAGUACUUUUCAAGUUUUGUUAUAAUGAAUUUGAAAUAAGCCACAUGGACCAAGUGUUUUCACAUUAGUGUUAGCAUGUACCCUAACCCAGACAUAAAAGUGGGUGUCAUUCUCAAAGGUACCACUAGGGCAUCUAAGAAAAACAGUCAUAUACCUUGCUAUACCCUAUAACCACUACCCUAUGUUGUUUUUUGUUGGUUAUGCCUCAUUCUUCAGGCUCCUGCAUGCCCAUUUUUUGUGUAUAAUAAUACAAAAGUGUGUCAACACAUUCACGAAAA